Molecule: messenger RNA, 1557 nt
Organism: Dictyostelium discoideum AX4
Lineage: Eukaryota; Evosea; Eumycetozoa; Dictyosteliales; Dictyosteliaceae
Gene: alg6
Exons: 4
Coding region: 1-1557 (518 amino acids)
Cellular component (GO): endoplasmic reticulum membrane
Molecular function (GO): dolichyl pyrophosphate Man9GlcNAc2 alpha-1,3-glucosyltransferase activity; hexosyltransferase activity
Source: RefSeq, a predicted model, not a curated record
AUGAAGUCUCUCAACAAUAAAGUGGGAUUCUCAAGUUUAAAUAUAUCAAUAGUCUUAUUGAUUUUAAUGAUAUCUUUGUUGGCCAGAUAUUUAGUUUCCUUAAAUGGUUAUUCUGGUCAAUCAAAACCACCCAUGUUUGGAGAUUAUGAAGCACAAAGACAUUGGAUGGAGAUAACAACAAACUUAGAUAUUCACCAGUGGUACUUUAAUUCUACAGAUAAUGAUCUCAUGUAUUGGGGCUUAGAUUAUCCACCUCUUACUGCAUAUCUUAGUUGGGUUUUUGGUAAAAUUGGAGAAUUUAUUGAACCAAAAUCAAUGGAAUUAUUUACAUCAAGAGGUUAUGAAACAGAUUCAGGUAAAUUAUUUAUGAGAAUGACAGUAAUAGUUUCAGAUUUAUUUAUUUGGUUACCAUCAGUUUGGUUUUUUGUUAAAACAUUUUAUAAACAAAGAAAUAUUUCUCAACAAAUUUCAGCAUUUCUUUUCAUUUCAUUACAACCUGGUUUGUUAUUGAUUGACCAUGGUCAUUUCCAAUAUAAUGGUGUUAGUUUAGGUUUAGGAUUAUUCGCAAUCACUUUUAUAAUUAGGGAUCAACAACUUUUAGCAAGUUUCUUUUUUGUUCUUUCUUUAAAUUAUAAACAAAUGUGUUUAUAUUAUUCACCAGCUUUCUUUUUUUAUUUAUUAUUAUCAAAUUUUGAAUUUACUCUUAAAUUUUCAAAAAUAUUUUCAUCAAUUUUUAAAAUUUUAAAGAUUGGAAUUGUUGUAAUUUUUACAUUUAUUUUAUGUUGGAUUCCAUUUUUAUCAAUUGAACAAGCAUCUCAAGUUUUGUUUAGAUUAUUCCCAUUCGCAAGAGGAUUAUAUGAAGAUAAAGUGGCAAAUUUUUGGUGUUUUAUUUCAAUAAUAAUAAAUGUGAAAAAUUUAUUUACAACUGAUCAAUUAAUUAAAAUUUGUUUAAUUUUAACUUUAGUAACAAUGUUACCAUUAGUAUAUGGAAUAAAAAGAAUACCAAAGAACAAAUUUGUAUUUAUACAUUCAUUAAUUAAUAGUUCAUUUUCAUUCUUUUUAUUUUCAUUUCAAGUUCAUGAAAAAACAAUUCUAUUAGUAUCAUUACCAAUUUCAUUAUUAAUAUUACAUCAUCCAAAUAUGGUUUGGUGGUUUAUUUUAAUUUCAACAUUUAGUAUGUUUCCAUUACUUUUCAAAGAUGGAUUAGUAAUUCCAUAUUUUGCAAUAAUGAUAUUAUACAUUGUUAUUGGUUAUCAAUUUAAAAAUUCAAUAACUAGAUCAAAUAAUCAAUUCAAACAUCAAAACUCUCAAGAAAAUCUUUUAGCAUCAUCAGAUAAAUCAUUCUAUAGUAUUUAUUUAAAUUAUUGGUUUUAUUUAAAUAUUAUUGGAAUGGUUGUUUGUCAUCUUUUGUAUCAAUUUGCACCACAUCCACCUCAUUUACCAAGUUUAUGGUUACUUUUAGUGUGUAAUUUUAGUUUUAUUCAUUUCAUAUUAACAUUUUUUUAUUUCAUUAAAGAAAUGACAACUUUUUCUCCGAUUAAAAUAAAAAGUAAUUAA